UCUGGUUGGUCCGCGUGGGUCAGGAGUGAGCUUCCAGUGCGCAGUUGCAUCCCGUCAUCCCCCGAAUUCUCAAAGCGCCCUCUGUUGGACUUCGGCUCGGUCCGCCGUGCUCAGAACUUAAAGGGCUCGGAUGGCUCGCUUGCACCGGCCGCGCGUCCCUCUCCCGUCCGGACUCUGGCUCCGGAGGUGCCUUCUUCGCAAAAGAGCUUUAACAGCCGCGCUCGCAUGCGCCCUGUAUUUCUUUUUCCCCCAAGUCAACCUCUCUCUUCGGAGCCAAAUCACGCCGAGCGGGGUGUUGAAUGGGAGUUUUUUGAACGCGGGCUCGGCGGUUCCGACCCACUCAAACGUGGUCUACGUCACCCUCAAGUCCAAGCGCGUCAAGCCGGCUCACAUUCGCGGCACGGUGCGACCCAAACUGCGGAGGAAAGUGAGAAGAACCACGCUUCCGCAUUCGGGUCCACCGGACGGAGCAGAAGCGGAGCCUCCCGCGAGUUCUAUCCGGAUAUACAGCCGCUCUCCUCCGCCGUGGCUGAGCGCGCACGACGUGGGCACCGUGCGCGCUCUCGCCGGUGCCAAAGUUUUACGCGUCCGACAACCGCGAGGAGCUCCGUGGCCGCUCCUGGUCUUCGAGGGAACCCGGCCGGAGGAGGCGGACGCGGCGUGCGGACUCGCCCGCGGCCCGGCGGACUCGGUGGAGGUGUUCGCCUUCCAUUUGGACCGAGUGCUCGGACUCAACAGGACGUUGCCGGCAGUGAGCAGGAAGUUGACCUUCCUACACAAUGGCCAGCCCAGUCCAGUGGUGGCAUGGGAUGAGUCUCUCUACCCGGGUGGCGUGAGCCUAACGUGGGCCGAGUACCAGAGAUCUCUUCAACAGAGGUGCUGGAUUCGCAACGUUGCCCCGAAGCUGGAGUCAGGCUGCUCCGCCAUCCAUCACUACGAAUGGAGCAAAUUGGCACUUUUUGAUUUCCUCUUACAGAUUCACAACCGUCUAGAUCCCAGCUGCUGCGGGUUCAGGCCCCGGGAGCAGGACGAGUGCCACAAGGCUGGCCGCCAUUUUGAACGCUCGCAAGGGGACGACGUCCGACUGGCGAACAUGGUGCGCAGGCGUCAUGACCCGCGCCACCUGGUACUCACCGUCAACAAGGGCUACUUCGACCGGAACGAGGACAACCUGGACUUCAGGCUGCUGGAGGGGAUCAAGGAGCUGCCCGAGAGUGCCGUGUCUGUGCUGAGGAGCGGCCAGCUGCGUGAGAAGCUGCUGCAGUCGCUCUUCGUGGACCAGACGUACUGGGAGAGUCGGGGCGGGCGGCCAGGCAUCGACAAGAUAAUCGAUGUCAUCGAGCAGCGGGCCCAGAUUCUCCUCACGUACGCCAGCGCUCACGGUGUCUCGGCGGUGCCCAUGAGCGACUGACGGCGUGAGAACGACGGUAAAUUUGUCCCGGUGGACAAAAUGGCACCUUGUGUCAUCAAUAGAACACAAAUGCGGGCUGCGUUCAGAAUUGUUUAUGCACUUCCCUUCUCCCAAAUCACGAUUUUUACGUAAGUUAAAGAUUCAACAACGGAGUGGGACAUCUGUAUAUAGUUAAUAUUAAAUCAUAUCGGUGUCCACAGUGACAAACUGAUAAAAAGAAAAAAAAAUAAUAAUGCCUGAAGCUGAAAAAGUUGCUACCAGGAAGCUUGGAAAUUUGCCUUUUUAAACUUUUCAGGAAUGUUGUAAAAUAUUUGAGGAUGUGCCUUUGGUGGGUGAGCAGAUAUUUGAAGUUUGGCAUGACUCUGUUUCCACCUCGACAUGAAGAUGCAUGCUCUUUUCUCCGCGUGGCCCGGUUCUCUUUAUCCCGCCGUCGCUGCGAUUUUAUUUGUCAAACCCGACUUGGCAUGCUUCGACAAGCUCAGUGAAAUAUUUGGUAACCAUAUUGCCGCUGAAUCGCUUCCGUUUGAAGGUGAGCAAAGGAAGCUAAACUAACAGUGGGUUUCACAAUCCAAAUCCACGGAUCAGGUCAUAAAACGUGCACCGGCUGAGCCUCGGGGGCCUGAAGCUAACCAAUAAUAAAUAAAAUAUUUCUUACCAUU
This is a messenger RNA of Phyllopteryx taeniolatus (common seadragon), 2070 nucleotides long. RefSeq names its product golgi associated kinase 1B (gene gask1b). Gene Ontology annotation, cellular component: Golgi apparatus. The transcript has 4 exons. The coding region runs from base 131 to 1411 and encodes 426 amino acids. NCBI's taxonomy places the organism in Eukaryota, Metazoa, Chordata, Actinopteri, Syngnathiformes, Syngnathidae. The record is from RefSeq and is a predicted model, not a curated record.